This is a messenger RNA of Sardina pilchardus (European sardine), 399 nucleotides long. RefSeq names its product C-type lectin domain family 2 member E-like. The coding region runs from base 19 to 399 and encodes 126 amino acids. Lineage: Eukaryota; Metazoa; Chordata; Actinopteri; Clupeiformes; Clupeidae. The record is from RefSeq and is a predicted model, not a curated record. The transcript has 4 exons.
UAACAAACUUGAGUGAACAUGCAGCAGAGCUCUGGCCCUUCUCGUCUGACCAGGAUGCACCAGCACUGGACUGAUGACCAGGAUGAGGAGCAGCAGACAGCAGGAAAGCUUUGCUGUAACCAUAGUGCCAGGUCAAAGGUCAAGUUGGUGUUGCCAGUGCUGAUUCCUGGCUUCCUUCUCCUAACUGUGGGCAUCACUGCUCAUGUUGUUGCCCAUGAAGUUAAGGAAUACCAAGCUGGAUGUCAGCCUGAUAAAUGUGACCAUGGCUGGGAAUCACAUGGUGGACAGAGCUACUUCUUCUCUAAUAAGACUCUAAACUGGACUCGGAGUCAAGAAGAAUGUGUCCGUAACAAGAGCCACCUGGCAAUCAUAAACGAUGAAGAAGAGCAGGUUUGCUAA